This is a messenger RNA of Procambarus clarkii (red swamp crayfish), 3574 nucleotides long. Its product is annotated as enolase-phosphatase E1. Lineage: Eukaryota; Metazoa; Arthropoda; Malacostraca; Decapoda; Cambaridae. The record is from RefSeq and is a predicted model, not a curated record.
AGUUUGAACCACAUCCGCCAGAUGCCGCCCUGGGCAGCGUAAGGCGUAUAAGGGGUGCCCCAAGGCCGACCACGCAGUGUAAAUCCAGCCCUCGCCCUGUGAAGACAUGAAGCGGGUGGUGGCGGCGCUGGGUGUCGUGGCCUGCAUGGUGGGACCGGCUCAGUCUCGCACCAUCUUCAACUACGCCAGAGAUGGUCUGGAGAGCGAGCAGAGAGGUGUGCCAGGCCAGACCGUGAGGGGAGAGUACGAGUGGAGGUCUCCGGACGGCAAGGUGGUGGAGGUUGCCUACAUUGCCGACUAUCUGGGCUUCAGACUCGUCGACGACCCCAACACCUCACAACGCGCGCCGCCCACGACACACAUAGAGAAGCUGGCUGCAGGGGAAGACGACACAGAUGAAGCGUUUGAAGCUGAGGAAGAAGAGGAGGAUGAUGAAGGAGAUGGGAGAGAGAGAGCAGCAGAGACAGAGGAGAAAGAGGAGGCAGAGGAAGGGGAUGAAACUACUGCUUCCAAUGAUGAAAUAUCGGAUCAAGAGGAGAGCUCCCGGUCAGUGACAGAGAAUGCCGAAGCGCAAACAGAAGAGACAACGGAAUUUUCUGAAGCGGAAUCGGAAAGAAGUGAAAAAGAAGAAACAGGUUUAAAAGACGAGUCCAGCUUGAAUAGUGAUCAAGGCGAAACUAAAGAAAACGAUAACGAUUUUGAAGAAAUUGAAAGAACAGAAGAAACUGCAGAACAAGAUCCUGAAAUAAGCCAAGAUGCUGAAAAAAGCCAAGAUGCUGAAAAAAGCCAAGAUGCUGAAAAAAGCCAAGAUGCUGAAAAAAGCCAAGAUGCUGAAAAAAGCCAAGAUGCUGAAAAAAGCCAAGAUGCUGAAAAAAGCCAAGAUGCUGAAAAAAGCCAAGAUGCUGAAAAAAGCCAAGAUGCUGAAAAAAGCCAAGAUGCUAAAAUAAGCCAAGAUGCUGAAAAAAGCCAAGAUGCUGAAAAAAGCCAAGAUGCUGAAAAAAGCCAAGAUGCUGAAAAAAGCCAAGAUGCUGAAAAAAGCCAAGAUGCUGAAAAAAGCCAAGAUGCUAAAAUAAGCCAAGAUGCUGAAAAAAAACAAGCAGCAGCUGAGGGGACAACAGAAGCCAUAAAUCCUGACACAAAAUCUCUGAAGUCUUUUCCUGUUACAUUUCAGUCUGCACUGCCCGAAGAGGUUAAUGUAGAUCUCAUCACACGAGGCGAGGAUGCUCCAGCCGAGGAUGCUGAGCGAGCCAUGGCUGUGGAAGAGUCCCAACUCUCCCCAGUCGCUGUGGCUGCUCCGGCCGCGUUACUUGCUGAGUAUGCUAUAGGCCUGCUGGAGGAUGAAUCUUCUCUCUCUGUGGCAUCCAACACUCCUCCAGAUGCACCGGAUUCACCUCAUUCCCCAGCUGAGGUUCCAUUAGACGAGACCUUGGAUGGGUUAAUUGAUGGACCUCUCUCAGACGUUGUUCUCAAGGUCAGUAAACCCUAUUCCUUAAACUCAUUACCAGGCCCCAGUCCAGUUGAGAGAGAUGUUGACUUGUAUGCUGCAAGUGACACUGUAGAAAGUGCUGUCUCGUCACCAAUAGAUUAUGUGAAGGAAGUUGAGGCAUCUCAUGUGUUCCCGUUAAUUGAAGUGAAUGAUUCUCCUGCUCAUUUAGAGAUAAGAAGUGUUGACGAUGCUCUGGACCAGGGCUCUGCACAAGUACCGGCUCCAGGUAUUUCCGAAGUUGCCAAUGAAAAUGUUAAUGGAGUUUUGUUGGAGGUAGCAACUCCACUCCUGCCUUCUGCUGGUCAACAAGCUGAGGUAUUGACCUCUCUAAGCCCUGUUACCAGAACCGGGCUGUCGCCACCGGUGCUAGCAGUUUCACUCCUUGAAAUGUCAUCUGAUACCUUAGAAAAUCUGGCAAAACCUGAAAGGGAAAUUGCCGAGUUAUCUCCUGAAGUACAAGUUGAUCCCUCACCACUGUCUCUUAACGCCCUCACUUUGUCUGAUGACACCAACCCUGAUGCUUCCAUUACCCCAGCGUCAACCAUCGUUGAACCACACAGCAAAACUGAAAAUUCUGUUGUAUCCGUCAGGAAAGUGGACACAACUACACCGGUCCAAGUUUCCAGCGAUGAUCCAGAACCACAUGCGACACUCGCGAUUGUUCUGGAACCUGACUCUGCAGAAGUGAUCCCAGCUUCAGUAAGAUAUGAGAACUCUUACAAUUUCGGUCGAAUGAUGGACAGCAUAAACGUCCAUGUGCAAGUUCCAGAGAUCAACCCUUUCAACGCUAUACUUUAUGCAGUAGAAAUCGUUGACCUUGACGAUCCAGAAGCUGUUCAGUCACCAGACCAAGUGAAUGAAUCUUCCACUUCAGAAACAGAGUUGCUGGUCGACACAAAGAUCCUUACCCCAGCUUUCCAAACUAAAUUUAAUGAUAAUUUCAAACUAUCAAACCCCGAAAAGCAAAAGACUUUCGUUCCUCUUUCAGAGCCGGUACCUUAUCUCGCCAGACCAUCACAAGCGAAGGUUCGCCCAUCAGCUUCAAUGGACGAUGAAACUUCAGAUUCACAAAAUUUAGUCCCUGUUAACCCUGCCACGUCUGACCUAACCCUCUCGGCUCCAGGUCAAGACGAAUCAAAUCCCCUCCCGCAAUCCGACAAUGCUCCCAAACUUGCCCAAACAGAACCUGCACUAGUUCCCUCUUUCAUACCUCCUGUUACAGCUCGUGAUAUCAUGCAGCUGUCAGUCGGCCCUUUCCUCACAGGAAGGGAUGUCAUACUGCUCUCUGUUGAGGAGGUACCACAGAUGCCUGAAACUGAUCCAGAAGAAUCCGACUUAGCAACGAGAGAGAUUCCCUCUCCCGCUCCAAGUGUUGCUGAUACAGACGUGACUCUAAUUCCUGUUCAGGAAGUUUCCGAGGCUUCAUCCUUCUAUACGGGACGAGCUUCUGAGAAGAUGAUAAGCUCUACACUUCUUCCGCCCUUACUGAAGCCCUCAGCCUUGCUAUCAAAUAAUAUCAAUGCAAGGAGGGAACACCAGCGACGCCCACAGCUGAGCGAGGAGGGCGGGAAGCACCAGCAGCGCCCACAGCUGAGCGAGGAGGGCGGGAAGCACCAGCAGCGCCCACAGCUGAGCGAGGAGGGCGGGAAGCACCAGCAGCGCCCACAGCUGAGCGAGGAGGGCGGGAAGCACCAGCAGCGCCCACAGCUGAGCGAGGAGGGCGGGAAGCACCAGCAGCGCCCACAGCUGAGCGAGGAGGGCGGGAAGCACCAGCGGCGCCCACAGCUGAGCGAGGAGGGCGGGAAGCACCAGCAGCGCCCACAGCUGAGCCAGGAGGGCGGGAAGCACCAGCGACGCCCACAGCUGAGCGAGGAGGGCGGGAAGCACCAGCAGCGCCCACAGCUGAGCGAGGAGGGCGGGAAGCACCAGCAGCGCCCACAGCUGAGCGAGGAGGGCGGGAAGCACCAGCAGCGCCCACAGCUGAGCGAGGAGGGCGGGAAGCACCAGCAGCGCCCACAGCUGAGCGAGGAGGGCGGGAAGCACCAGGUCAAGGUGAUGAUGGGGUUCAUGGGGAAGGUAAUGGGUUAA